GAGAGCAAGGCAUGAAAAAAGGAACAAAUAAAAAUUAAAAAAUAUUGAAAUACUCUUAAAUUCUAACCAUUUCUCACAAAGCUUUGGAAGCUCUUACUCUGUGUUUUCUCUCAGAAACCCUUAAAAUUCCUCGUUUCUAUCAUUGCGAUCUCUCUAUUUCUGACUAUUUUUCAUUUUUUUAGGUAGGAAAAUGGGGAAUUUCUCGUUCUUUUUCUAAUUUUCUGUUUUUUUUGCUAUUUUUUCGGACGAUUUUUCAGUUUUUUAAUUCGACAAAAUUCGAAAAAAGAGGGAUUUUUUUGUUCUUUGGAGGGCGGAUUUAAUGACGGGGAUUUAGACUGUGCUGGAUUUUAUUGCAGGAUCUUGUCUUGGAAAUUGGAAAAUUAAAAAAAAUUCAUGUAAAUUAGGGUUCGUGAGGUGAUCUGAGUUUGUUCUUCUCCAGGUUUCUCAAGGAUUUUUGUCUUAAUUCUUGGUUUCUGUUCUGUGUUUUGCGUGGCUUUCAGUUCCAGGAUCCACUGCCUGCCUUCUCUGUGAAAGGCCGGGUUUGCGAGGUUUCCUAGUAGCAGAGCAUAUUCUUAGUGAAGUUGCUGUUUUGGGGAUUUUUUUUUCCAACUCAGCAGUCGUGAAUUGAGGUUUCGUAGUAGCAGAGGAAAUAUCGCAGCUCGGUUUGCUUGGCAUCCGAAGAAAUCUUGAGGACAAAAUUCUGUUGAUGGUCUAAGCAUUAAGUUGGUUAGAGAUUUGUUAUGGUUUCUGGGCAUACCUUAUUCUAUUUAUGAUGUCCGGAUCUGAACCGGGAAUCAUGUCGGGAAGAGAAUCGUUCGGGGUAGGUCUUCAGAAAAGUCCAGUGACUCCAGUCCCUUCUCAGGCCUCGGGAAUGCCCAACAUGAGAUUAGCUUUCAGUUCUGAUGGGACUGCGGUAUACAAACCUGUCACUGGAGGCACUCCGGCGUACCAAACCAGCGGUGGAGCUUCUACUGCUGGUGGACCUGGUGGUGGUGAUGGCUCUUCCAGUGCAGUGAUGCAGCACGGCCUUAAUAUGAACAUGGGAGAGCCCAUUAAGCGGAAAAGAGGGAGGCCCAGAAAAUAUGGUCCCGAUGGCACCAUGUCUCUUGCACUGACACCCGCUACUCCUGCUGUUCCUCCAAGCGGUGGGUUCUCUCCUUCGGCGGUCUCGCCGUCCUCAUCGUCAAUGAAGAAGGCAAGGGGCCGCCCACCAGGCUCGGGCAAGAAGCAGCAAAUGGCUGCUUUGGGUUCAGCAGGCAUUGGAUUUACACCACAUGUUAUCACAGUUAAAGCUGGAGAGGAUGUUUCUUCUAAAAUAAUGUCAUUUUCUCAACAUGGUCCACGGGCUGUUUGCAUUCUUUCCGCAAAUGGUGCUAUAUCUAAUGUAACACUGCGUCAAGCAGCAACUUCUGGCGGAACUGUAACUUAUGAGGGACGAUUUGAGAUAUUGUCACUUUCUGGUUCAUUUCUUCUCUCGGAGAGUGGUGGUCAGCGUAGCAGAACUGGUGGACUAAGUGUGUCCCUUGCUGGUCCAGAUGGUCGUGUUUUAGGUGGUGGUGUAGCUGGGCUGUUAACUGCAGCAUCCCCUGUCCAAGUGGUAGUUGGUAGUUUUAUUGCGGAAGGACGUAAGGAGUCUAAAUCAUUGAAUCAAUCAGAACCAUCAUCUGCUGCAACCAAACUUGGGCCAGCAGCCGCAGGAAGCCCGCCGUCAAGGGGUACACUGAGUGAGUCAUCUGGUGGGCCUGGAAGCCCACUGAACCAGAGCACAGGAGCAUGCAACAACAAUAGUACACAAGGAUUGGCAAACAUGCCAUGGAAGUAGAUGGGCAUUUGUAGAUGAGCAGCGUCUUUACCAGAACCAGACUGUACUACUAAUCACCAAGAAAGACUAGACUUUGUUUGUAAUUGAGAAAGCCCCCUUUGUGUUAACUUAAUGUAAAAUUGUAGGUGUGCUGACGAACAAGGAGGAAGGUUGGUUUCUUUGUAGCCAUAGAGGCCUUCCUCCCCUCACUACAAUAUAGGAGCCUAGCCCCUAGGAGGUGCCGUGGUGGUGUGAGACUAAUACUAGCUCUAGCCAUCCUUCCCCACCGGUUGGCGUUGUCUCUUAUUUGGGAAGUUGGAUCAGAGGUUUUCUUUUUUUUUUUUUUUUGGUUUUUGUUUUUGUGUUGAAUGAGGUCAUUGUUUUAGAAACAAAAGGUGGCUAUUAAAUUUUUUCUUCUAGGUAUUCUACGAAAGUUUUACUCUC
Molecule: messenger RNA, 2245 nt
Organism: Nelumbo nucifera (sacred lotus)
Lineage: Eukaryota; Viridiplantae; Streptophyta; Magnoliopsida; Proteales; Nelumbonaceae
Source: RefSeq, a predicted model, not a curated record